AUGGACGGUCGUGCAAAGCGUAUUAUUGUCUGCUGUGAUGGAACAGCAUGUUCAUCGUACAAGCGACAUGGAGGACUCUCUUUGACCAAUGUGUCGCGAAUCUCUCGAUCUAUAAAAGCCGUGGCCGAUAAUGGAACCCCACAGAUGGUCUUUUAUCAGCCUGGCAUCGGUACAGCUGCUGCGAAUCCUUUGAAUAUCUUGAACCAGGGGAUCGGGUCAGGAAUUGAUGAGAAAAUCAUGGAAGCAUAUAGCUUCAUCUGCCACAACUAUUCUGGGGAGGACGAUAAAAUAAUCCUUAUUGGCUUUUCUAGGGGCGCGUUUACAGUCAGGUGCAUUGCUGACUUUAUUCACAAGGCUGGCCUUCUCACGAAGGUGGGCCUCUUUUACCUAACCCAACUCUAUGACCUGUGGGUUGGCGGGAAACUAGGGACUGACAAUGUGCCGGAGGCAUUCCGUACGGGUGUUCUAGGUGACCCCACACAAGUACGCCCUAGUAUUCGCAUUAAUGCUUGCGCCGUGUGGGAUACAGUUUGCUCCCUUGGCGUCCCUCAGCUGGGUUUCUCUGGUCCGCGUCUACCGAGCAGAUUCAGUUUCGUUCUGUCCGACCUUUGCGAGGGGAUUGAGAAUGCCUUUCAAGCUCUCUCAUUACACGAACGCCGACUAGCCUUUCUUCCAUACGUUUGGAAACCUCGAGAGACAAAUCAUUGCUCACUACAGCAAUGCUGGUUUAUGGGCUAUCACGCGGACAUUGGUGGUGGGAAUAAAGAUGAGUGUCUUGCACACUUUGCGCUUGCAUGGAUGAUUAGCAAGCUGGAUCCUUUUGUUGAGUUCAACAAAGAAUAUUUCUGGAUGCCUACCGCGAGCGACACGAGUUGGAAACUGAGCGCCGCUCCAACAGUUGACACCUUUGACCCCCCCUUUAUGGUAGGACUCCAAAUUCCAGAUUCGAUGAACUUGUUCUACUGGCUAUGGGGAUCGAUACACAGAAAGCCGCGCAGGCAGUUUUGGACUCAUGUGGGAUUUGAACAAUUUUAUCCGCCUGUGAACAACAUCUCAAAGGAGUUCAUGCAUAGUACUGUGCGUCUUCUGACAUUCCUGGGGGCUCUUGACACCUGUCCAUCCCUUAAAGGAGGUAAACCUGAAAGAAGAGGCAACCAAUGGAUUUGGAACCUUCGGCUGAGGCCCAAGUCGCCGUUCUGGGCCUUCGUUCGGGCCGUAGAACCCGCCCCAACUCACGAGACCUACGAGGUUGUUGAAGAUCCAAUGGGCCCUACUGAGAGAGAGCUGCUCAAGCAAUGGCUCAAUUCUGAGCUCUAUCUUUUGCAAGAGCGUGCAAAUGAGAACGACCCUGACCCGCAAACCUUAAUUCCCUAUUUACUGGAAUGGCUAGAUAAACAGCUCGCGAACUGA
Messenger RNA from Aspergillus pseudoviridinutans, 1410 nucleotides. RefSeq names its product T6SS phospholipase effector Tle1-like catalytic domain-containing protein. The record is from RefSeq and is a predicted model, not a curated record. NCBI's taxonomy places the organism in Eukaryota, Fungi, Ascomycota, Eurotiomycetes, Eurotiales, Aspergillaceae. The coding region runs from base 1 to 1410 and encodes 469 amino acids. The transcript is spliced from 3 exons.